Molecule: messenger RNA, 897 nt
Organism: Colletotrichum tamarilloi
Lineage: Eukaryota; Fungi; Ascomycota; Sordariomycetes; Glomerellales; Glomerellaceae
Product: carbonic anhydrase
Exons: 1
Coding region: 1-897 (298 amino acids)
Biological process (GO): cellular response to carbon dioxide; carbon utilization; cellular response to oxidative stress
Cellular component (GO): cytoplasm
Molecular function (GO): carbonate dehydratase activity; zinc ion binding
Source: RefSeq, a predicted model, not a curated record
AUGUUUAAAGCAAGCCCAUUCCCACGCUCCCUCCCUUCCCGCCUCUUCUCCUCCCCUGCGCAACCUUCACGUCCUCUUCUCAGAUUCACCAACACCACCUUUGGAUCUCAGCAUCAACACCUAAACAACCACCGUACCUCCAGCUUCUCCCACAUCGCCUAUCAACGCGCACCGCCAUCAUCGUCAUCGUCUACUCCUCCUUCUAUCAGACCCGACCGCAAGAUGGCCGAAAGCGACAUUGAGAAGUACCUCAAACAGACGCACGACCGCGUCUUCGAGAACAACCGCAAAUGGGCCGAGGAGAAGAAGAAGCAGGACCCCAACUUCUUCGUCAGCCUGUCCCAGGGCCAAGCUCCCGAGUACCUCUGGAUCGGAUGCAGCGAUUCGCGCAUCCCCGCCGAGCAAAUCACCGGCCUCGAGCCCGGUGAAGCCUUCAUCCACCGCAACAUUGCCAACAUGGUCAAUAACAUUGACCUCAACGUCAUGAGCGUCAUUAACUAUGCCGUCCGCCACCUCAAGGUCAAGCACAUCGUCGUCUGUGGCCACUACGGAUGCGGAGGUGUCAAGGCCGCCAUGACUCCCAAGGACCUCGGUCUGCUCAACCCCUGGCUGCGUAAUAUCCGCGACGUCUACCGCCUGCACGAGGCUGAGCUCGACGCCAUCAAGGAGGAGGAUGCUCGCUACGAUCGGCUCGUCGAGCUCAACGUUCUCGAGCAGUGCCGCAACGUCAUCAAGACGGCUGCUAUCCAGCAGUCGUACGCCAAGAACAAGUUCCCCAUUGUCCACGGCUGGGUCUUUGGUUUCAACGACGGUCUCCUCAAGGACCUGGAGAUUGAUCACGAGAAGAUGCUGCACGACGUUCAGAAGCUCUACCACCUUCCCGGUGCCGACUUCUAA